CCAAGCCACUCCCCCCAACCCCCAUCAUUCCUCAGCAGAACUACCUGAUGACACAGCGGAGCAAGUUCCUUGUAAACAAUCUAGGUUUCUAUUAAACGUAGAGGGGGACAGGUGACUUGCAAAGUGUUUGUGCGGCUCUUUUAAAUCUGAAGAUUAGGGUGAGUGGCUUCUGGGCCAGUGUCAUCUUUCCUUUCUCCCCUCACACUUUGAGAGCUGGACCACUGAAGGUGUACCUCAUGGGUUCAGAUGAGGCCUACAACUUUGUCUUUAAGGUGGUUCUCAUAGGUGAGUCCGGCGUUGGCAAGAGCAACCUGCUCUCCCGCUUCACCAAGAACGAGUUCAACCACGACAGCCGCACCACCAUCGGGGUGGAGUUCAGCACACGCACAAUUCAACUGAAAAGUCUCAUCAUCAAGGCUCAAAUCUGGGACACGGCUGGGCUGGAGCGGUACAGGGCCAUCACCUCUGCUUAUUAUAGAGGAGCUGUCGGAGCGCUACUGGUCUAUGACAUCACCAAGCAUCUGACCUAUGAGAGUGUGGAGCGCUGGCUUAAGGAGCUAUAUGACCAUGCAGACCCUCAUAUCGUAGUCAUGCUGGUGGGCAACAAAACUGAUCUGGGGUCAGAGCGGUCAGUGCCCACUGAGGAUGCCAAGGACUUUGCAGAAAAGAAUGGCCUAUUGUUCUUAGAGACAUCAGCCUUGGAGUCCACAAACGUUGAGACUGCAUUCCAAAAUGUCCUUGGAGAGAUUCACAGGAAGGUGAGCAGUAAAGAGGUGACCCGGGGGUCCAUUAGUGCCGUGUCUCUGGCCAGCCCCGUCCCCAGAGCUGCAGGCGACCCUGAAGAGAAGAAGCCCUGCUGUAGGAACCUCUGAUGGGACAAACCACCCAGUGAGGGGGUGGGGCAAAAAGGGGUGACUGUGGAGCAGUAUGGAGCUGCCUGCCCCACCCACCCCCUCACGUGGAAUAGAGCACUCCAUCGUCCUCUAGUUAGUGUGCCCAAAGGGUGCAAGCCUGAUUGAAAAGAAUGAUGCUGAGCAAGACCACUCUGAUGUGACAUAGUUACAUGUUGGCAGACAGAAUGAGUUCUCCAUUCGUAAAGAUGAUGUAAUGUGUAUGUACAUGGCUGGGGGUCAAUUUUUCCCCCCAAAGAAUCCAGCAAUCAUUUAAAUAUAAAAAUAUAUCAAACAAAAAUGUUGUGUAAACUUCUAAGAUUCAACGUUGCUUGGAAGGAUUAUUUUAUUUUAUUUUUUAAAGGUAGCCAACUGAUGUACAGAAUAUUUGCAUUUUUAGUGACUGAGGUUGGACAACAGGUGCCAAAACCAUGUUUAUCACUUUACACAAAGCUUGAUUAAUUAAAUUUGAUGUCACUGUU
Salmo salar (Atlantic salmon) is the source of this 1372-nucleotide messenger RNA. RefSeq names its product Ras-related protein RABA2a (gene raa2a). Gene Ontology annotation, molecular function: GTPase activity; GTP binding. Lineage: Eukaryota; Metazoa; Chordata; Actinopteri; Salmoniformes; Salmonidae. The record is from RefSeq and is a predicted model, not a curated record.